Cryptococcus wingfieldii CBS 7118 is the source of this 3381-nucleotide messenger RNA. RefSeq names its product alpha-mannosidase. Gene Ontology annotation, biological process: mannose metabolic process; oligosaccharide catabolic process. Lineage: Eukaryota; Fungi; Basidiomycota; Tremellomycetes; Tremellales; Cryptococcaceae. Bases 1 to 3381 code for a protein of 1126 amino acids. Gene Ontology annotation, cellular component: fungal-type vacuole membrane. The transcript has 18 exons. The record is from RefSeq and is a predicted model, not a curated record. Gene Ontology annotation, molecular function: alpha-mannosidase activity; carbohydrate binding.
AUGGAUGCGCUCAAGAGAACAGACUAUCCCCAGAGGACCGAUGAGGCCAAGUACAAGAAGCUCGGGUCCACUGGCGGCCGUCUCAAUCAGUUCAUCGGUGGUCACUACGCAAAGUACAAUCUCUCCUCUCUGCUGUUCGCACACCGUCUCGACGACAAAGAGCACGUCAAGCUCGAAGUGUGGUCUGCCCCCGAUCGCUCGAAGCCUUCAUUCGAAGAGGCCAAGCGCCAGACGUACAAGCCGGCGAAGAAGGGCGACUCCUUUGGCCCCAGCUGGUCCAAUCACUGGUUCAAAGUCACCCUUCGCAUCCCAAAGGAGUGGGCCGGGUAUGAGCGGGUACAGUUUGAAUUUGAUGGCUCGGGCGAGGCUAUGAUCUUUACGACCGACGGCGACCCCAUCCAUGGUCUGACAGGCGGCUUCGGAGGCGACCGACGCGUCGAGUUUAUCGUCCCUCAGGCCGCUCGUGAUGCUGGAGUAGCCCACUACUAUGUCGAGUCGAGCUGUAAUGGCAUGUUCGGUAUCGACAAUAUGCAGCCACCCGACGACAAUCGAUAUUAUCGUCUCAACUCGGCCGACCUGGUGGUACCGAACCAAGAGGCCUGGCGUCUGAUGUGGGAUUUCGACGCGAUCCAUCAGAUAUACAACACCCUCCCCGGCGAUUCGGCCCUUGCCAAGAAGGCACAGUGGGUCGCCAAUGAGAUCAUGAAUGUGUUUGAGGAGGGUAGCUUGGAGAGUGUCAAGAAAGGGCGCAAGGUGGCGCAGACUAUCCUGGGAGAGGACUGGGAGAAGCACAUCCAGGAUGAGAGCGAGAAGGCCGAGAAGGAGGGCGGUACGCUAUGGGGCGUUGGUCAUUGCCACAUCGAUACCGCCUGGCUCUGGCCCUUCUCCGUCACCCAGCAGAAAGCAGCACGCUCUUGGUCUACCCAAGUCGAUAUCAUGGAACGCUACCCCGAGCACCGCUUCUCCGCUACUCAAGCUCAGCAGUUCAAAUGGGUCGAGCAGCUUUACCCCUCCCUCUUUGCUCGGAUCCAAGAAAAGGUCAGCGAAGGGAAUUUCCAGCCGCUGGGAGCUACAUGGGUGGAGAUGGAUACGAAUUUGCCGAGUGGGGAGGCGCUCGUGAGACAGUUCUUGUAUGGGCAGAGGUACUAUGAGAGUCGAUUUGGGUUCCGAUCGGAUACUUUUGUUUUACCUGACACUUUCGGUUAUUCGAGCCAGCUCCCUCAGAUUUCUCGUCAAGCUGGAGCUAAGAACUUCUUUACCCAGAAGCUCUCCUGGAACUCAAUUAACAACUUCCCUCACAGCACUUUCAACUGGGUUGGUCUCGAUGGGUCUCAGAUCUUGACUCACAUGACUCCUGUCGACAACUACAAUUCCCAGUGCAAUAUUGACGAUAUCCGCAAAGGUGUUACCGGACACAAGAACCUCGACGUCACUUCUCAAGCCCUCUUGCUCUUUGGAAACGGAGACGGCGGCGGCGGUCCCACCCCACCCAUGCUUGAAAAGCUCCGACGCGCCCGCUCUGUCGCUCAACGACCCGACGCCGGCGGCCAGCUCCCCCUCGUCAAGAUGGGCGGCAGCUUCAGCGACUUUUUCGAUAGUGUCAGGGACGAGACAAAGGGCGGUGUGAGGCUGCCUUAUUGGAGAGGCGAGCUUUAUUUUGAGCUCCAUCGAGGGACAUACACGUCGCAUGCUUCGAUCAAGAAGGGGAAUAGGAAGAGCGAGAUACUCAUGCGCGAAGCCGAGUAUGCGGCUACUAUGGCUACGCUCGCCGACCCCGACUACAAGUACCCCAAGGACCGCUUCGAUGCUGCAUGGGAAGAUCUCCUUCUUUGUCAAUUCCACGACGUCCUCCCCGGCAGCGGUAUCGCCAUGAUCUACCAAGACGCCGAGAAGAAAUACGCCGCGCUCCACGCCUCCAUCUCUUCCAUCCUCGAAGAAGCUCUCUCCGUUCUGUACCCCAAGACCAAGCUGGUGGGCAAGGAUGAGAAAGCGGUGGGUCAAGUGUUUGCGGUGAAUACAACGCCGGGGAUGGCGAGGCGGGAGGUGGUCAAGGUUGAGCUUGGCAAGGGGGUGAAGGGCUUGAAGGAAGCCACAGCGCAAGUCGCGGAAAGCGGAGAUGCGGGGUGGGUGUUGAUGAGCACUGGGGAAGACAAGUCGUUGGCUAUGCCUCAAGGAGUGUUUGUCUCGCCCCGAGUCGAAAUCCACGAGAAGGACGACGUGUUCGUCAUGUCCAACGACAAUUUGUCACUCAAGAUCCAAGACGGAAGGAUCACCAGUGUCUAUGACAAAGCUCUCGACAAGGAGCUUAUUCCUCAAGGUCAGAGCGGCGGUCUUGUCAUUAUGGAAGACCAUCCCAACGCCUGGGACGCGUGGGAUGUCGACGAGUUCCACUUGGAGAAGCAGACUCACCUCAAGUUCGGAUCGCUCCGUAUCAAAGAGCAGGGCCCGCUCCGAGGUGUUAUCAGCACGGCGCUGCAGGUCGGCAAGAGCAGGAUUGAUCUGGAGAUCAUUGUGGAUGCUGUGCCGGCCUCGGUGAGGGAAGGAGCGAGGAGUAUGAUCAGGUUUGACGCUGUUGUGGAUUGGCGAGAGAAGCACCGUUUCCUCAAGUUCGAGCUUCCCCUUGACAUCUACUCCGAAUCUGCUACCUACGACACCCAAUUUGGUACCGUCUCCCGCCCUACUCACCGAAACACCAGCUGGGACGCCGCCAAGUUUGAAGUCUGCGCGCACAAAUUUGCCGACCUUUCCGAAUUUGGCUACGGUGUUGCGAUUCUCAAUGACUGCAAAUACGGCUAUGCGACUCAAGGCAACGUCAUGCGUCUCUCACUCCUUCGAGCGCCUACCGAGCCGGACGCGGACUGUGAUAUGGGCACGCACGCGUUUUCGUUUGCCAUCUACCCCCACAAGGGCACGUAUACGGAGAGCGAUGUGGCGCAGGUCGCCUACGCGUUCAACUCACCUUUGACUGCCCGCCACGCGACCGAAAAGACUCUCGAUAUUGCCUCUCUUUCCCAGUUCGCCACCUCUAAUCCAUUCUCGAUUAGCAACGCUCCCAACGUACAGCUGGAAACCAUCAAGAGAGGCGAAGACGACGAUUUCGGGAAGCGAGGCGGAAACACCAAUUCUUUGAUCUUGCGAGUCUAUGAGCAUUUCGGAGGACAUGCGAGGGCAAAGCUAAACAUCUCGGGAUUGAGUAUCGCCAGAGCUGAGAUUGUCAAUAUCCUCGAGGAUCACCUCGAAGACCUCACCGUCUACUCCACCUCCGACAAGUCCAACACAUCUCAUGUGGAGCUCAACUUGAGAGGCUAUGAGGUCCAGACAGUCAAGUUGACUGUCAAGAACGUGCACAAGAAGGAGACGGACGGAUGGGUCAAGUUGUAA